This is a messenger RNA of Scylla paramamosain (green mud crab), 7287 nucleotides long. RefSeq names its product extracellular serine/threonine protein CG31145-like. Gene Ontology annotation, molecular function: protein serine/threonine kinase activity. Gene Ontology annotation, cellular component: Golgi apparatus. The record is from RefSeq and is a predicted model, not a curated record. The transcript is spliced from 11 exons. NCBI's taxonomy places the organism in Eukaryota, Metazoa, Arthropoda, Malacostraca, Decapoda, Portunidae. Bases 551 to 2032 code for a protein of 493 amino acids. Gene Ontology annotation, biological process: protein phosphorylation.
GUUAAAGUCCAUUCAGUGUCGUGUAGCCAGUGAAGGUGGGUAGCUGCACGCUCCGCUCGGGACUCUUAGUUUUUCCGUCUUUCCCACUCCGAACUGACUUAGUAUCAGGACGAACAUUGCACAGUGUCGAGAGGCGCCACCAGGCUUUCGAGUGCGAGAGACACCCAACCUGUACACACCUCGGAACACGCCUUGACCUGAAUUUUAGAGGUUGUGAGUGUGUGACAGUGUCGCGGAAAGUUAGUUGUCUUACUCCCUCAACCAAGGCGACGGCGUGAUUGCAAGUGUGCGAGGCAUCGGGAAGUCCCUGACAUGAGCGUGGGUAAGCGGAGCACUCCAGUGAGGUCGCGUGACUGCCACCCUGCCAGCCUGUGACACGCCCAGGAAAAGCGGCUCCACCCCGUCAUGACGUGAAGGCCUUGUGACUGCAAGUUUCAGUCAUGCGCCGCUAAGAUACCCGCCGCCGCGUUCUCGACCUCUCCCUAUACAUCCUCUUCAUCCUUUGUGAUACACCGUCCUCUCGCUCCUUCCCCACCCCCACACCCUCACCAUGAAGCUCAAGGAGCGGGUACUGAUUGCCGUCAUGACGGGGCUCGUCCUGCUGACGGUGGUGCUCGUGCUGGAUGUGGAGAUGCACAUCACUAACCCAGGACACCCGCAGCCCCCGGCCCAUGCACGAGUGCAGUAUGCCUUCCGGCAACGACACCUGCAGAAAACUAGCAACGGGUCACGCGAGGCCCUGCUGGCGGCUGCCGCGUCGGGCCAGCUCAACGCCAUUAACGAUGACCCGGCACAGCCUCCCCCGCUGAGGGAGAUAAGCCAAGCCCACGCCCACCAGCCCCCGGAUCCCUAUACUGAUCUGCAGAAGUUAGUGUUCAAAGUGGAGAACCUCAGUAAGAAGAAUCGGCGUCGUCGCAAACACUGGAACCCGACCCUCGGCGAGCUGCUCGGCCUCGACCUCAGGGAGAACGCGACGCUGUGGGACAACUUCCACCUCAGCAUCUCCCGCGACGAGCUGUACCCUGCCGAGGACCCCACUGUGGGGCGCCUCCUGCAGCAUGUAGUGGGCAUGCCCAUCGCCCACAUCAGUCAAAAGGAAGGAGGGACGCAGAUCAAGCUCAUCAUAGAGUUUGCUGACGGAGGCCAUGCGCUCUUCAAACCUAUGAGAUUUCCACGUGAACAAGAGACUCUGAAGAACCACUUUUAUUUCACUGACUUCGAGAGACAUAACGCUGAGAUCGCCGCGUACCACCUUGACAAGCUCCUUGGGUUCCGCCGCGCCGUCCCCACCGUCGGUAGGAAUGUGAACAUCACGCGGGAAUUGUACGCGCUGGCCCAGGGCGACCUGCUUAAGACAUUCUUCAUCUCCCCAGACAACAAUCUCUGUUUCCACGGCAAAUGCAGCUACUACUGUGACACUGCCCAUGCCAUCUGCGGCUCCCCUGAUAUGAUUGAGGGGUCCUUUGCUAUCUUCCUGCCGGGCAAGGAGGCGGCGCCGCGCAAAGUGUGGCGGCACCCGUGGCGUCGCGGAUACCACAAGCGGCGCAAGGCCCAGUGGGAAGUCGAUGACGAGUACUGUGAGUUGGUGAAGGAGGUGCACCCUUACAAUGAGGGACGCCGCCUCCUCGACCUCAUGGACAUGGCCGUGCUUGAUUUCCUUAUGGGCAACAUGGAUCGGCACCACUAUGAGACCUUCAAAAUGUUUGGAAAUUACUCUGCACCACUGCACUUGGAUCACGGCAGAGGGUUUGGCAAGGCCUUCCAUGAUGAGAUAUCCAUCUUGGCACCCAUUUACCAGUGUUGCCUCAUACGACAUUCUACUCUCACCACACUGCUCAGGUUCCAGAAUGGCCCACAGCGCCUAAGUGAUGCCAUGCGAGUUUCCAUGGGUGCCGACCCUCUCAAUCCCAUUCUCUGGGAGCCCCACAUGAGGGCAUUGGACCGCCGAGUCAACAUCAUCCUCCAGAUUGUGAGAGAGUGCAUCAACAAGGCAGUGGAUCCUCUCCACGUUGUCAUCAACGAUUUCCACUAAGGAGGAUAAGGAAAUAUGGUCGUGUUUUCAUAGGGCGUCAUUAAACGUACUUAUAAUGUACAUUUCCACGUGCUGGAAAAGUGAAUGUUGGAGAUGAGAAAAUAAAGAAGUUUGUGGUCAGAUUGGUACUGCAAGGGGACUUGCCACUCUCAGACUUUCCUCAGCAUUGGGUAGCCCCAAGAAGUGUUGUGUGAAGGUGGGAGACUCUAUCCAGUGUCCCAGUGAGGAAGAAUGUGACUGUAUCCCUGCUACCCUAGUGGGUGAGUAGCUCCAGAGAGAGAGAAAUGGGGUCCUCUUAGAACAUUACUUGUUGAUAAGAAAGGUGAGGGAGUGUGUCAGAAACUACUAAACUAUAGAGUGCUGUAUGAAGAGGACAAUGUAGUGAAUUGUUUGGUGCUACUUCAUGGUGAAAAAGGAAAGUUUGUAAACAGAACAAGCCCAUGAACAAUGGAGAGAGAAGGAAAGAAAGAGUUGAAUGUACAUUUCUCUAUAUUUAUUUUCUUUAUUUGAACAUUGCUUUUGUAAUAUUGUCCUAGGAUCAAUGAAUUUAUUUUUGUGCCUAUUUUAUAAAUUGUUGAGAGAAUACAGGGUUUUUAUAAAAUGCACACUUAACAACACUGACCUUGGCAUCAGAAGUCAUAAACCCUGACUGCUGAAUUCUAAAGAGGAUGUCUACACUUGUUGUUGCUGUAUUGUAUCCAUCCAUUACCAUGCAGAGAUACAUUGCCACGUCAUUAGGGAGAAACAGCUCGCCAUUGCUUGUGUUGCACAGUCAGCUGCUGCAUAGUAUUACUCAGUGGCUCAGUAGUCAAGCCAGAUUGGACUCCUGGAAAGGAAAAAUCAGUUUAGAUAUUACAUACAAAUCAGGCACUCACAGUAUGCUAAUUCAGAAUCAUUCAGGGAAUUUUUCCUUCUAAUUUUCUUCCUGUAGAAUAUACUUGCAAUUGUGGUGUUUUCAUCUGCUUGAAAGAUGCCAGGGAGGUGGAUGUGGCCAAGUGUUGAUGUUCUGGGUGGCAAGGUGGCGGGUACCUAGCUUAAUGGUUAUUUUCUGUGAUGUGCUUGUGAGAGAUCAUACUAUGGAAUAUGUUUUAAGUUUUUUGCAUAAUAUUUAAAGUUUUGGUUCCAUUUGAAUUGACAUUUUUUGUUUUCAGAGCAUUCUCUUUGUUUUAAUUAAUCAGUUGAUAACUGCUUUGUUGUUAGUUUGGCAAUCCCAUUUGCCAUGAAUUUAUAUAGACAAACUGUGAAUCUAAUUUGUUAAUUGUUUGAUGACUUCACUAAGUAGACAUGCAUGAUAUUUCAGAACAUGUCAUCAGUCAUUAAAACAGUUUUCUCGUAUAGAAAAUAUUUUAAAGUUGUCACUAACCCUUGAGUUUUUCUCUUUCAAGUACACGUGCAAAACUCAAAUCAAUUUUAUAGUUCAAUUGUUUAAAAAAGAUAAAGUGCAUACUGUUUUCAGUGCAAGGUUUUUUAAUGGUUGGUGUGCUGCACAUGUGAACCUUAGAGUGUUUACGUGUAGCACUGUGAUGCUUCUGUUUUUUUUAGGGGAAUUUUAUUGAUAAUGUGUUAAUGAGGAAAAAAAACUCAAAUGUCUAGACACACACACACACACACACACACACACACACACACACACACACACAAGAAAGACUCAUCCGCACAUCCAUCAGUACACUGUUUUGUUUGUAUGCACGUGUUUUUUAUCACAUUUUGACAUUACUCACAUUCUUGCACAGAAAUGCUGUUCAUUACAAAACUGUCAUAAGCAGAAGCUUGUGUAAAUCAUCACCCUGGCACUGCUCCAGAAAGCAUAGUGUGUACUCUCAAUCUGUAUUGGCAGGAAGGAAGGAAGCACCACAAUGUCUAUUAUCUCAGCUGCAUUUUCACGUUUUGCACUCAUGACUCAUUUUGUACUCUUUCUUGAUGUUUUUAUCAUUUAGUGAACACCAUGUACUAAGUGUAAGCCCUGAGGAACCUUGGAGUCAGGGCACAGCUCUCUCUUCAAUGUUCUUUCCUAUUGAGUGAUAUUUUAUGAGUAAUUUUGUUGUUGUGUUGAGAAAUUCAAUGAACAUUCCAACUGCAUUCCUUGAUUCAAAAAGUGUAAUUGUUGGUGUGUACAAAUGUUUAUUUUUGUUAUAUCAAGCUAUAAUAGUAUUUUAUUUCUGGUAAUCACAGGAAUUACUGUAUGAUAGAAUCAACAACAUUAUGUCAUCCAUAGCAUCAUAUUUAAGAUCAGGCAUGCAAUAAGGUCCCUUUGAGUGAUAAAUCCUGGAAAUUUUAAUAUCUUACAAUAUAAAAGUUUGGCUGGGUACUUUGGGAAAUAUGGUAAAAGAAAGGGCAGCAAAUAAGAAGGUAGAAGAAAAGCACUUUAACAUAGAAUACUAUUGCCAGAUGCAGAUGAAACAGUUACAAAUGUUAGGCAGAUAUCAUGGACACUGGCAGUUGAAAUUAAUACACGAGAGGUGCUUGUGGUGGUAAUUAAAAUGGAUGAUAAUCACUGAAAUGUUUAUAGAAGUUCGGAAUACGUAAGAAAGAAAGCACAAGUGUGAGAGGCAUGGAAGCUUGUACAGUGGUCUAGUGCAGCACCUUUGAUCAGUAAGAGAGAAUGGAAGAGGAGGAAAUGAGAAGUAGGAUUAUAUGAGUGAGGUAGAUGCAGGGAAAGCAAAAGAAUAAUUCUUAGCAGAGAAAGCAAAAGGAUGAUUCUUAUAACAUAGAAGCUUUGUACUGGGAUGCGUUUGUGAGAAAGAGUAGGAAAUUGUAAUGAUUACACAAAUGUGCUGUGUGAUGAAUUAUAAGAAGAGACUUGUAGAAAUAUCUGCCUUGUCACCUCUAUGGGAAACUAUCAAGGAAUGUUCAUGAUGAUAGACAGACUAAAAAAACUACAUACUUAGGACCUUAUAGUAUUCAUGAUCAUGAAAGCCUUGUUCUCUAAUUCUGUAAUUAGUUUUAAUGAGAGGUAGAUCCUCCAUAGUACACACUGGUCCCACAGCAGUCAUACUUUGUCUCUGAGGUCAUGUGAAGAUCUGCAUUCAUUCAGUGCAAAGCCCCAGCCUGGGUUCUCAUGAGAGUUGCAUCACAAUUAGCAGUCCUAAUAUUGCUCAGGAACAAGAGUCAUUCCCAUUCAACUCAGCAGAAACUGAAUUAACUGUACUGUGAUUUGAUUAAUACUGCAAAAUUCUAAAUCAGUCGUGUCUUUGGCUGUCUAUAAUAAGAUGUUCAUCAAAUAAACAAGUAUAGAAGGUGCUGAAAAACUAGGGUACAUGUAAAGCUACACAAGUUAUGAAAAAUGCCACUUGCUGAAUGUGUAUUAUUUAAUGUAAAUUCUUUGGGUGUUUUUUUUUUUCUUUUAGUUUUGUAUUAGCAAAGUUUCUGCAGAUCAGCAAAUUGUGAGAAGACUCCUAAUGUGUAGAUGGUGUAGAGCUUGUGCCACAGUGUGAGGCAACCCAGGGCUGUCUGGGGCAGCAGCAACAGUGACUGGGCCAGCCUCCAGCACCUCCAGGUCUAGGUAGCUGUAUUGCAUAUAGUAUAUUUUGUGAUAUGGCAAUAUUGAAGUAGGGUUAAGGAUAAUAUUUUCUUAGUCAAUUACUAUAUUUCUUGUAUUUUUAUUGAAGAAAAUAACAUAGUACAUCUGAAGUGCUGUCGACUAGAGCAAUUAUUUUUCUGUUGAAAUCACCUGUUUUGCCUGAUGCUUAGCAUUGUGGCAGAAAUAUUUCUUGUAUACUCUGCACGUUUUCCUCAACAAUGGCUGUGAUUCAACUUGCUUACUUUUAUGCUGGAAAAUACUAGAUAAUUAUUCUUGAGAAUGUGUCUGGCUACUGACUCAUUCCUGACAGGACUCUUAAAAAGUUCCCCAACACACAAGCUUUCAAUGUAAGCCAUUGUAUGGUAUCAUUUCUGUCAAGUGAUCUCAGACCAGGCUUGAGUUGCAAAUUUGGGGCCAUCAUGAAUCUAGUGAACAUCCAAGAUGUUGAUAAUAACUUGAAGACACUUUGACAGUCCUUUUGCCUCUGUGUAUCAACUUAAAUCAGUCUUCCAUUAUUAACCUAUGUAAUGAAUCUGUUUAUUGAUGAAAGACAUUGCCUCAAGUGCAGUGUGUUUAUGUUAUUACUUUCAUCCAAAAUUGUUGAGAUGAAGAACACAGAUUCAAAACGUAUGGCCUGAGAACACCAGUGGAUAAGAAUACGAUGCCUAAGUAUUUACAAAGUAUCCAGGGAUGGCAGUAUUUUAGCUAUUUAAAAGAUCCCAUUUCUCAGAGAGCAUGACUAGUGACAAUGAAAUGUAUUGUAACACAGAAGCUGAAGGACAGUUUUGUGUAAAACAUCAUAUGUAGACAUGCUUCUGUAAACAACUUCAUAUGAAUAUUUGUUAUAAAUUAUUCAGUAAUUGUCACUGUUCUGGUUAAAAAAAUGAAAGUUCCUGCCCACAUUUAUACUAUGGUGUAUAUAGCUUUUAUGAAUGGUACAGUAUUAACUCUGUAUUUUGUAUUGAUGCAGAUGUGAUAGUGUGCAGUGUUGCAAGUAUCAUGUGAGUGACCUCCUGCCUUGAGUGAAAUUUGAUUAGUAUUUGGUUACAAGAUCUUGACAUUACGAAGUUUAUAAAUUAAUAUGAUAUGAUGUAAAGAAAAGGUUAAUUUAUGACAGCAAAUUAUCAGCACUCUUGAAGAAAAGAAACAAACCAAACCAGUACAGUUUGAGAAGAAAGAUCUUGCCUGCAUGUUGUCAUUAACUGAACUACAAGACAACACAACUAAAAAAUCAUGCAUAUUUAUGACAUGAAAGAUGAAUUACUAGAAUAUUAAUGACCAUCUAUCUUUUUAUGGAGGCAAUUAAUGGUGCUGCCUACAAUCCCUUUAAAAGGAAAUGCAUAACCCAAAAGAAUAAUUUACCAUGCACAGACAAAUUUCUGUGCCAUCUGUAGUCACUUUAGAAAGCUGAACACUUACAGCUUAAGGUUAUGCCUAAAUGAUUCUCUUCCAUAUAAAGUAAGUGCAUGGCACAGUCAAAAGAUGCUGCGUGCUAUAUAUGCAAUUUGGAGUGUGUGCUUGCUACCAUCAGGACAAUACUGCCACAGUGAGUGCUUCUUAUGUAUACUGUUUCCUCCCCAGCCAAAACUCUAAAACUUUUGUAAGAAGUGAGUACUACUGCCCCAGAAAGUGCCGAGGGAGGGGCUGUGUGCUGCUGCUUGUGGUUGCUCUAGUCUCAUGUGUGGUUGUGAAGUGAACAUGAUGUACCAGAGGCAAAUAUAUUGGUUUAAACAGU